Messenger RNA from Abrus precatorius (Indian licorice), 903 nucleotides. Its product is annotated as transcription factor FER-LIKE IRON DEFICIENCY-INDUCED TRANSCRIPTION FACTOR-like. Gene Ontology annotation, biological process: regulation of DNA-templated transcription. Bases 1 to 903 code for a protein of 300 amino acids. The record is from RefSeq and is a predicted model, not a curated record. Gene Ontology annotation, cellular component: nucleus. The transcript has 4 exons. Lineage: Eukaryota; Viridiplantae; Streptophyta; Magnoliopsida; Fabales; Fabaceae. Gene Ontology annotation, molecular function: protein dimerization activity; DNA-binding transcription factor activity; sequence-specific DNA binding.
AUGGACAAAAUGGAUUUUGAUCAGGAGACUCUGGUGCACAUUAAUGACUUCGAGCUACACAACUUUGUGGAAGAUCCCAACUUAGAUCAGUUUAUCAAUUUGAUUCGUGGGGAUAACAAUGAUACUAUCUGUAACUUCAAUUCCGAGCUUAUCAAUGACUGCUUCAUUGACAACUCCAUCCUCUCAUAUCCUUCAAUCCCUUUUGAUCAGUGCAAGAGUGAUUCUGUUAAUGUUUAUGAUCCAAGCUCUACUACACUUAGCUCCUUCUCUUGUUUUGAUGGGGAAGCCAAGGGAGGAGAAGAAGAAAAUGACAUGGAGGAUUCUUCUGCAAUAACAAUCACCACAACAGCAACUAAGAGUAUUACUACUAAGCCAAGAAGAAAAACUGAUAGGUCCAUGACUUUGAUUUCUGAGAGGAGGAGAAGAGGGAGAAUGAAGGAGAAGCUUUAUACAUUGAGGUCUUUGGUUCCCAACAUAACUAAGAUGGAUAAGGCCUCUAUCAUUGCAGGACUUGAAACAUCCUUAUUGAUGUCCAAAAAUUAUCAAGGAUCAGGAGAAAAUCCCAUUAACUUUCAAUUCACCAACAACAGCCUUUCAAUCUGCAACUGCAAGAAGAUCAUCCAGAUGGACAUGUUUCAAGUGGAUGAAAGAGGGUUUUAUGUGAAAAUAGUAUCCAGUAAAGGAGAAGGUGUGGCAGCCUCAUUGUACAGGUCUCUUGAAUCUCUGACUGGCUUCAAUGUUCAGAACUCAAAUUUGGCCACUCUUCGUGAUAGUUUCCAACUUACAUUUUCAUUGAAUGCAAAAGGCUCUGAGCCAGAAAUUAACCUGCCCAACUUGAAGCUAAGGGUGACUGGAGCUUUUAUGAACCAAGGCUUUGAAUUCAUACCUUUUUUUCAUGCUUGA